UUAGUUGGUUAGUCCGUCUUAUGUAACUGCAUAAUUACCUCUCGGAGGUUAGAUGCAUUGAGCCGUCGCUUAACUCCGGUAUUGGAUAAGUCUGACGUGUAGGGUCAGCUGUUUGUUAGUUAUGUUGUACGUUUCUGGAUUUUAUAAGUCAGAAGUGUCGUUUUUGUUGUUUUAUUCUAUUUUCACAGAUGAUGGUGAGGAUUUAGAAUUGGGACUUUUGAGAGCCUUAUAUGACGAUUCUAUCUAUCUACCUAUCUAAUACUUAAAAGUCCAAGAAAGAAGAAAACAAUCCAACCUCAUCAUACUACCCGAAGAUAGACGAUAUAAUUAACUACCUACUUACCAUACUACUAAUCAACCACCGUGGCUCGCUUCCUCUCUCGAUCACCGCACCAACCACUCUCCAAAAUGAUGAAAGCCAUCGUAAUCCACGAGCCCGGCGCUCCAUCCGUGCUCAAACUCGAACAACGAUCCAUCCCCCGUCCCAGUCCAGGAGAAGUCCUCAUCCGCGUGAAAGCCUUCGGACUGAACCGCUCUGAGAUGUGCACGCGUCUAGGCCAGUCCCCCAGCGUGAAAUUUCCCCGGAUCCUCGGUAUCGAAGCCGUCGGAACGGUUGAGCAGGCGCCCGGGAACGAAGAUACGAUCCCGUCCGGCGCGACGGCCGUGACGUGCAUGGGUGGGAUGGGCCGCAUGUUCGAUGGUGGGUAUGCGGAGUAUACGUGUGUGCCGGCGAAGCAGGUGCAGGUUGUCAAGACGAAGUUAUCGUGGGAGGUCCUGGGGGCGUUGCCGGAGAUGAUGCAGACGGCAUGGGGGUCGUUGUUCACGGCGUUGAAUCUGCAGAAGGGCGAGAGGCUGCUUAUUCGCGGGGGAACGUCGUCGGUAGGGUUUGCUGCGGCUGGGAUUGCGAAGCAGCAUGGAGCAAUUGUGGCGUCGACGAGUCGCAAGAAGGAGCGGGAAGGGGUGGUUCGUGAGUAUGGUGCUGAUGAGUUCUUUGUGGAUGAUGGUGCGAUUGCGAAGCAGCUUGAAGGCCAGGAAGAGAGGAAGUUCGAUAAGGUGCUGGAGCUCGUCGGGACAGUGACGCUAGCGGAUUCGCUUGCGUCGACGAAGAAGGGCGGUACGGUCUGCGUCACGGGGAUCGUGGGCAAUUCGUGGUCUAUGGAGAAGUUCUCUCCGAUGGAGAUUAUUCCUAAGGCGACGAAGCUGACGGUGUAUGGAGGGACUGAAGAGGAUCUGAAGACUAUGCCGUUUGAUGAGCUGGCUGAGCAGAUCGAGCAUGGCAAGUUGAAGGUCAAGAUCGGGAAGGUGUUUAAGAUGGAUCAAAUCGUGGAGGCGCAUCGUUGUAUGGAUGAGAGCAGGGCGGAGGGGAAAAUUGUUGUUUUGACUUGAGAGUAAGCAUAUGUGUGCUUAUAUCAAUAGCUCUGGGAGGAGUGCUGUGAAGCAGGUAAUUCUCAUUCGUCUCCCCUUAAUGAAAAUGUAGCAAGUCAAGUCUGAAAAUGGCAUCUGAAAGUCGCAAAUCAAAUCUACUGUGUUAUCAUCCAGGGGUAUCAUUAUCAUCCUCAUAAGCCUCAAGCUGUAGACAGAGAAGCAAGGAACUCAUCUACCCAACUUCCAGUCUUUCCACGUCUCUGUCGUCGAGCAUAUUCCAGGGUGGACUUUGAUUUGGCCAUAAUAACCAUCGUUCUCAUUCCUAUCCAAAAAAAACCCCCUCUCCAUCAAUCCAGCCACUAGGGACCAAUGACUCGAGGUGCGGAGGAGGUAUAGACUAGUAGAAGAAGUUGCUGAGGGGUUUGUAUUUGGAUACAUAGUUUUAUCUUUUUUUAGACGUAGAUAGGAAAGAAGGUCUACCAAGUAGUCUGGAUAAUGUGAAUGAAGUGGUAAGCUAAGG
Molecule: messenger RNA, 1885 nt
Organism: Paecilomyces variotii
Lineage: Eukaryota; Fungi; Ascomycota; Eurotiomycetes; Eurotiales; Thermoascaceae
Product: quinone reductase
Exons: 2
Coding region: 409-1386 (325 amino acids)
Molecular function (GO): oxidoreductase activity
Source: RefSeq, a predicted model, not a curated record